This is a messenger RNA of Rotaria socialis, 1230 nucleotides long. The record is from the annotation of a GenBank genome assembly. Lineage: Eukaryota; Metazoa; Rotifera; Eurotatoria; Philodinida; Philodinidae.
AUGUUCUAUCGAGCAUUACCGUACUUAUAUGGUGCAAUAAAUUUUGCCGAAAUGAUCAUCACUUUUCCAUCAUUAAUUUUUAUUAUUAUAAAUUUGGCUUCUACCACGUACACCGUCAACUAUAUCUCAGGCAUAAGCACAAGUUCGCCAACAACAACUACCACUAUUUUCCCACCUGUUUUACGAGACCGUUUCAAUGCUGCGAACGGUUUGCUACUUGCUAGCAUCAUUGUUUCCCUUUUAGUGGCAACAUGUUGCUGUUUGACUUGCCCCUGUCACUGGAUAGGCUUCUUUUCCGGAGACUAUCGACGUCCCUGUCUCCGAUUUAUUUCAUUGACCUGUAAUUGCCCAUGUUACAUACCUCGACCUAAAUUAAGAUUUACAGUGCGACUUGUUUUUCAUAUCAUUACCAUCAUACUUCGAUCAGUCGGAGUCAUUCUUUUUGGAACAGUACUUGCCCAAUCGUCAAGACACACGACCUUUCAAGUAGAACAUGUCUUUCUGAUUAUUUUUGCAAUUACCAUAUUGUUUCCAUUUUUCGCCAUUGUAUUGGAUAUAUAUCAUUAUCGAGUAUGGUGGGCAUACACACCGAUUGUUACUGUCAGUCCAACAGUCACCGAAAAGCCACUCUCUCCUAAGCAUAAAAGAUUUAUUCCUUAUGUACUCAUCGAAAAAUUUCGAACAGUUGCACUCGGAAAUAGAAAAUGUAAAAAUGGUUAUGAAUGUCGAGAACGAACACUAGAACACAUCGUCAUCUUUCAUUCAGCGAACUUUCGACCACAACCAAGAUGGACGCCUGACUAUCCAAUAUACAUUGGUUUUCAUCGUACUAAAGCUGAUGCUGCAAUUUCAAUAGCUCAUAGUGACAUGAGAAUUAGUGACAUUCCUCCACAGAUGCUGGGCUAUGGCAUUUAUUUUGCUCGUUCGAUCAAGAGUACCGGGAAAAAAGCAAGAAAAGAUGGCGCAUACAUUUGUGCAGAAGUUCAUAUGGGAAAAGUUCUCAUUCUUUGUCGCUCGGAAUUAUGGCAAGUUUCCAAUUCGAAUGCGUGGUGGGACGAUUAUGAUACUGUCUAUUUUAAGCAUGAAAAAGAAGAAAAAGAUGAAUUUUGUGUGAAAAGUUCCGAACAAGUUCUCAGAUGGGUAAUAUAUGUUGAGCCACCAAUGGACCGAAAAUUGGAAUUAUAUGGAAUGGAUGAAGAAUUCAAUGAUACAGCAUGUCAUUGUAUAUGA